This is a messenger RNA of Penicillium longicatenatum, 2340 nucleotides long. Its product is annotated as putative lipoxygenase. The transcript is spliced from 3 exons. Bases 1 to 2340 code for a protein of 779 amino acids. NCBI's taxonomy places the organism in Eukaryota, Fungi, Ascomycota, Eurotiomycetes, Eurotiales, Aspergillaceae. Gene Ontology annotation, molecular function: oxidoreductase activity, acting on single donors with incorporation of molecular oxygen, incorporation of two atoms of oxygen; metal ion binding. The record is from RefSeq and is a predicted model, not a curated record. Gene Ontology annotation, biological process: lipid oxidation.
AUGGUUCGCCUCGGAUCCCUGAUUCCUGGCGUCGGCUCCAGUGAUACCGACGCCCAUAGAAAAUGGCCCAAGGACCCUAAAAAUGUUGUUGCCAAUGGGCUGGACACCGGUGUAUUCAUCAAUGAGUUGUCACACCUUAAAUUACUACCAUGGGAGAUCAAUUUGAACGAAGAUGAGAAAAAGGCCUUCGACCAAAAUCCCGAGAACAUAAGCUGGAGAAAGCAGAGAGAUCAACGGCCCGAGGGAAUACAGAAAGGAACAUAUCGGGGAACUCAACUGGCAAUGAGUAAGGCUUAUGACCUUAUAGAACAGCGUUAUAUAUCCUUCAUGGAUGUAGCCAAUUUCGAACCAUUGGUUCCACCCGCUCAGACCAAAGAAGAUAAACGCGACGACUUUGCGUUCACAAAGAGCGAAGAAGAUGGUUUCCCGCCACAUCUCAAUCUUGCCGGUAAUAAAGGAGCUGCUGCGCGCGAGACAGACGAAAAUCAGAAAUCAACACUCUCACAAUUCAAAAUCUUCAAUGCCAUGCGCCUGGUUCAGUUGAGCUCAAUCUUACCCCUGGUUGUCCCUAAUGAAUUCCAUGGGCCCGAAUCCAAUCUAAAGCGCGCCGAGGGGUUUCUAGAGGAAGUUGUUGAGGACGUCGUCGAGGGAGCAGCAGGACUGAUCGGACACGCCCGGUUUGGGACGAUGGGCACACCUGAUGCGGGAACUAAGAUUGCAGACGUGGAAAACUACAACCGGACACAACGCGCGCGGGGGUCUCAUAACGAUAUAUUCGACCGUCCUAAUGUGGGUGAUCUCAAAGAUUGGUACACCGAUGCUCGGUUCGCCCAGCAACACUUUACAGGGACGAAUCCGACAACAAUAGAACGGGCUUCGGACACGUGGAUACAGCACUUUAUCAAAGCUGCAAAAGCAGAUGACGAAGCAGUCAAGAAUAUCAUCACCGAUCUGAGUAUCAGCUCCAAGAGCUCUCUAUAUAUGCAGGAUUACAGCUAUUUUCGCGAAGCGGCUGGUCUUGGCCCGGCCGACGAGAUCAAGUGUGAAUAUCACGAUCCCAAAGCCCAAAAUGGCGAAAAAAGCUAUCGUUAUGGAUGCGCGUCCGUGUGUCUUUUCCAUCUCAACGAUAAGGGCCAGCUCUAUCCGCUAGCUAUUGUCAUUGAUUGGCGGGGCAGUCUUGAAAACUCCGUGACAGUCUACAAUCGAGAAUUGAUCAAGCGGGUGGAUAUCCGGACAGGAAGCAAAAACCAGGACCGAAAGGUGAUGGCAAUUGAUGAGGCCGUUGACUGGGCUUGGAGAUAUGCCAAGAGUUGUGUGCAAUGUAGCGACUGGCUUCGACAUGAAGUCACCGCGCACCUGACACGCACUCAUUUGAUCGAAGAAGCCGUUAUAGUGGCUUGUAAUCGAAACUUCGAUCCCCACCAUCCUGUGUUCCGCAUUCUUCGUCCGCACUGGCAGAAGACCCUGGCACUAAACGCAGCAGCCCGAAGCACUCUCGUUCCCCAUAUAAUUCUUAACAUCAUCGGGUUUGAUUCGAAACAAGCACUUCAGUUCAUACGGAGUGAAUACAAAGCCUUCAACUUCAAGAAGAGCUACGUACCAAUAGAUCUCAAGGCACGAGGAUUCCCUCCAGAACAACUCAACAGCCCGAAGUUCCACAACUACGCCUACGCUAGAUGUAUCAACAGCAUGUGGAACAAGAUUAGGUCCUACGUGGAAGAUAUGCUUUCCCUAGCUUACCCCGAGCCUAACGCAGACCAAAAGGUUCUAGAUGAUAAAGACAUUCAGGAUUGGUCCGCCGAGAUGCAGAGUGCCAACGGCGCCGAUUUACCACUCUUCCCAACCAUCACCACAUUCGCCGAAUUAGUCGAUUGCGUGACAAUGUGUAUUCACAUCGCAUCACCCCAACACACAGCUGUCAACUACCUACAAGACUACUACCAGGCAUUCGUGAUCAACAAACCUCCAUCUUUUUUCACCCCGCCUCCGACCUCGCUGCAGAGUCUGCUCAACUACACAGAGGAUGACCUAGUCAAAGCCCUUCCGAUGAAUCAUCCACGAGAAUGGCUUCUUUCUUCACAUGUUCCAUACCUACUCAACUUCAAGCCGGAUCAGGAUAAAGAAACACUGAUUGCGUGCGCUCAUUCACAGUGGCUUGUUUAUCGGACGAAGGCAUCGGAUGUGGAUUUGAAGAUUACGGAGGCCAUUGGGAAGUUUUAUACGGCACUUGCUGAUACUGAGGAGGAAUUCGUGGGUUAUGCGCGUGCGACAGAUGACUAUAAGGAUAUCAAGUAUGAAGUUUUGAAUCCUGAUGGAAAUGCGGUAUCGAUUUUGAUAUAG